AGAGAGUCUCACAAAGAGACAGGCAGGCAGAUGAUAGUUAGAGACAUAUAGGGAUAGAGGAAUACAUAGAUGAUAGAUACACAUAGGUAGAUUAUUAAAAGAUGAGAGAUGGCAGACAGAUGAGAGAUGGUAACAGACAUCAGAGGGGAAGACUUGGAUAGGAAAGGAGAGGAAGAAAUGGGAAUACAAAUGGGUAGAGAAAUAGAGUCAGGGGGUAAAGACAAAAUGAGAGAGCAAAAGGGAGUGAGGGAGACAUAGAGAAAUAAUAGAAAUUAUUAGUAUCCACCACACAGAAGGAUGCAGAAAGAAACAGUUGCUGCACACUACCCACUAUCAGUUCACAGUGAGAGGAACUUGGAGAAGGAUAGUCUUAGAGCUAACAACAACAAAAAAAAUUAUAAAAAGAAUAUAAAAGAGUAACAGGGAUCACUGGCCUUCUGACCACAACGGGCUGAGGUACAUACACCCUGGCACCCCAUCUCAUCGCAGCUGUGUUCUGACCCAGUCUCCAUGAUGGUGUAUCACAGCACCUCAGCCCAGACCACUCCCAGAAGUCACUUGAAGUCCCUCAGAAGACAGACCCCAGUAUUCCAGUCCUCAGCAGACCUUGACAGGGACAAAUAUGUGUUCACACACACACCCCACAGACAGACAGACAGACAGACAUCAGCCCAGCAAAGAGCAGGCAAUUCUGGCUGUAGUUCCAGGCUGCUUUGAAACACACGCCAGCAACACAGGCACACCCACAGACAUGCGUGUGUGUGCACUUUAUCUAUCUGCCAGUUGCUGAUACGUGCUCCUGUGGGACUCAUUUGUUCAGAGUCUAGAGAGAGGAAGGUGGGCUCUGGAGAGAUGAGGGGUAAGUGAGGAGGAAGAAGGUGUGGGGGCAGGGCAGAGAGACAGGGGGACAGUGUGGGUGACAGAAAGUGAUAAGACAAAUGGGGCGAGAUGGACACAGAAAUACAGACAAGACACAAGAGAAGCAGCUGAGGGAGAUGGGGAAGACAGACAAGGGGGGAAGGUAGAAAGGGAUAUACAGAUAGGACAAAUGAAAGGUAAAGUGAACUCAAUGCAAGGGAAAAGUGGAGCAAGAGAAAAUAGAGUGGAAGGGCUGGAAGAAAAGGGGGUGUGAAGAGCCAGUUUGAGGGGCUGUGAAGACAGGUCCUAUCUGGUGAGGGGGAUGGGGCAAUGUCGGGAAUCGAAGAGGGUGGAGUUACAGGACUGUCUGACCUCAGAGCCCCUGGGCAGGCUAGUCAGCUGACGUCAACCCUCCUCCACCCCCGCAUUUGCUGGUCUUCAAAUGGCCCCCCUCCAGCUAGCUCUAGACACACACAGACUGCAGAGCAAGCCGGAGAGGAGAGAAUCCAUCAGUAUCCACAGCCAUGAGACACGACAUGCCGAAGCCCUCAGAGGCAGCACGUCGCUGCUCCGGCCUGGCUCGGCGGGUGCUCACGAUUACAUUCGCACUGCUCAUCCUGGGCCUCAUGACCUGGGCCUACGCCGCCGGCGUCCCUCUCGCCUCGGAUCACUACGGCCUCCUGGCCUUCGGCCUCUACGGGGCCUUCCUCAGCGCGCAUUUGGUGGCGCAGAGCCUUUUCGCUUACCUGGAGCACCGGAGGGUGGCAGCGGCGGCGCGGCGCGCCUCAGCGAAGGGACUCCCGGACGAGGCCACCGCACGCAGCGUGGCGCUCACCAUCUCUGCCUACCAGGAGGACCCCGCGUACCUGCGCCAGUGCCUGACCUCGGCGCGGGCUCUGCUGUACCCGCGCGCGCGGCUGCGCGUCCUCAUGGUGGUGGACGGCAACCGCGAGGAGGAUCUGUACAUGGUGGACAUGUUCCGCGAAGUCUUCGCCGAUGAGGACCCCGCCACCUACGUGUGGGACGGCAACUAUCAUCAGCCCUGGGAACCGGCGGAGGGGGCGGGUGCAGUGGGUGCCGGUGCCUACCGCGAAGUGGAGGCGGAGGACCCCGGGCGGCUGGCGGUGGAGGCGUUGGUGAGGACGCGCAGGUGCGUGUGCGUGGCGCAGCGCUGGGGUGGCAAGCGCGAGGUCAUGUACACGGCCUUCAAGGCGCUGGGAGACUCCGUGGACUACGUGCAGGUCUGUGACUCAGACACAAGGCUAGACCCCAUGGCACUGCUGGAGCUUGUGCGAGUGCUGGAUGCAGAUCCCCGGGUAGGGGCUGUUGGGGGUGAUGUGCGGAUCCUUAACCCUCUGGAUUCCUGGGUCAGCUUCUUGAGCAGCCUGCGAUACUGGGUAGCCUUCAAUGUGGAGAGAGCUUGUCAGAGCUACUUCCACUGUGUGUCCUGCAUCAGUGGUCCUCUGGGCCUGUACAGGAACAAUCUCCUGCAGCAGUUCCUGGAAGCCUGGUACAACCAGAAGUUCCUGGGCACCCACUGCACUUUCGGGGAUGACAGGCACCUCACCAACCGCAUGCUCAGCAUGGGUUACGCUACCAAGUACACUUCGCGCUCCAGAUGCUACUCAGAGACGCCCUCCUCCUUCCUGCGCUGGCUAAGUCAACAGACCCGCUGGUCCAAGUCUUAUUUCCGCGAGUGGCUAUACAACGCCUUAUGGUGGCACCGCCACCAUGCGUGGAUGACCUAUGAAGCAGUGGUCUCCGGCCUCUUCCCUUUCUUCGUGGCGGCCACAGUGCUGCGGCUCUUCUAUGCUGGGCGUCCAUGGGCCCUGCUCUGGGUGCUGUUGUGCGUACAGGGCGUGGCGCUGGCUAAGGCGGCCUUUGCAGCCUGGCUGCGAGGCUGCCUGCGUAUGGUGCUGCUGUCGCUCUAUGCACCACUCUACAUGUGUGGCCUGCUGCCCGCCAAGUUCCUGGCAUUGGUCACCAUGAAUCAGAGUGGCUGGGGCACCUCAGGCAGGAAGAAGCUGGCUGCUAACUAUGUCCCCGUGCUACCCCUAGCACUCUGGGCUCUGUUACUGCUUGGAGGUCUGAUCCGCAGUGUGGCCCAGGAAGCUCAGGCCGACUGGAGUGGCCCAUCCCGGGCAGCCGAGGCCUACCACCUCGCUGCUGGAGCAGGUGCCUAUGUGGCCUACUGGGUGGUAAUGCUGACUCUCUAUUGGGUGGUUGUGCGGAGGCUCUGCAGGCGUCGCAGCGGUGGCUACCAUGUUCAGGUGUGAAUCUGCACAUGGACAUGCUCACAGAGGACUGUGGGGGAGGCAAGAGGAGUCCUGCAGGGUAGCUGCAGGAGCCAUGAAGUCCAUGGGGACUCCCUGGCCUCAGUUUCCCUUCUUGAAGUGAGAGUGUCAUCCAAGAUUCUUGGAAUGCAUUCUUGGAAUACAUUCAAUGAACUGUAUUGGACCUCAAGACUUCUGGGUCUCGGGGGAAGGGGUAAUUUAUUGAUUAGGGUGUGGGUUUGUAGGACCAGGACCAGAAGGUCCCUGCAUUCUUUCUGUUUGUAUUUAAUGUGUUUGUACUGUGAUUAAGAUAUAAUAAAUUUUUUAUUUAUUUUCUUCCAAGCACCUCUUCCCAUUUUUCUUGUCAUUGGGAAUUAGCGGGGCCCAAUAAGGGUUGAUGGAUGUUUGAACUUCUACAGGGUACUCUCCUUCCUGAGAACCUAGAUUCUGAUGUCAUACAAUUCAGGUAUUGGAGCUGGGGAGAUGGCUCCGCAGGUCUUCCAAAGGACCUGAGUUCAAUUUCCUGCACCCACAUGGUGGCUCACAACCUCUGUAACUUCAAUUCCAGGGGAUCUGACAGCUUUUUCUGGCCUCCGUGAGUGUAGUGCACACGCACACAUGCAGGCAAAGCCCCCAUCCAUCUUAAAUAAAAAUGAAAGAAAAUACAAGUAAUAGACAAAUGAUGUGAGGCACACCUGUAAUCCAUAUCACGUCAGAAGUUCAUGGUCAUUCACGAUUAGUUCUGUUCCCUGUGGCUGUGAGAAAAUACCCUGGUAAAAGCGUCAAGGAAGAAAGGGUUUAUUGGGCUAAUUCCAAGCCACUGUCCAUAAUUACAGGGAAGUCAAAGCAGCAGGAGCUUGAAGCAGCUACUCACAUCACAACCAGUCAAGAGCAAUGGAUUAAUGCACACAUGCUUUUUUUGCUCACUAUCUCCUUUUCAACCAGUCCAGGACCCAGCUCAUACAAGGAUGCUGCCUGCAUUUGGAGAGAGUCAUCCCACCUCAGUUAACCCGUUUAAAGUCACCCACAGUCAUAUCAAAAGGCCCCUCUAAUCCAGGUGAUUCUAUAUGUCAAGUGGACAAUCAAAACUAAACACCACGCUCUGCUACACCGGGACUUCAAUGCCACCCUUCAAAUGCUACAUGAAAUCUUGUCUCACAAACCUCCUAAGACUCUCUCAACUGCAAUUUCUUCCUAGACUACCAAGCCACUUCCUUUUCUGUGGAAAGCAACACUCCAUGAAAAAACUCCGAGUUUAGUUACUUGGUCAUCGUGCAGCCAUAGCCGUAAUCUCCAUCUCUCCCCGGGGGACUCCAUACUCACUGACGGCCACCCCUCAUCCCACUGCCCCUCACACACACACACACACACUCACACACACUCACACACACACACACUCAAGGCAGUCACUCAUCUUCUAAAUGUGAAGUUACCUGCUCUAGAGAGUCCUAUAAAUGGAAGCUGGCAGUCUGUGACCUUUUAUGGUUGAUUUAGCUUAAGACUUUCAAAGCUCACUCAAGCCAUUGAAUCUCUGAUUCAUUUCUUUUUAUUGUUAAGCAGAAUACCACGACAGGACACAAACAAUUUUUAUCCACCCUAUUAUCAGCAGACAGAUAUUUAGUUGUCUCCAACUUGGGACUAUGAUGUUCUUCAGCAGGUUUUUGUGUGGACCUAUGAUUCUAAUUCUUAAGUAUAUACUUAGGGAAAUAACUAUGAGGUCUUAUAGUUCUUUUUAACUAUUAUUUUUAAAUAUAUGAAUAAAUUAUUAUUAAAUAAUAAAUCAUUUAUUGAUAUUUUAAAAUAAUUAUUUUUCACUUAUUUUGAGACAGGCUCUCAUAGAACAAAGGUUAGUUUCAAACUUGGCGAGGAUGACCCUGAGCUUCAGCUCCUCCAGCCUUCAUCUCCCGGGUUCUGGAUUGAUAGACACAAACCAGCACGUUGUGCUCACAGAGUCCUGAGGAUGGGAGCAGGGGCUUUGAACAUACUAGGCGGUUACUCCAUUUACUCAGCCGCACCUGCAGCAUCAGCCAUUUCUUUUAAUUUUAUGUUAUCUUUGUGUGUGCGCUCAUGUGUGACUGUGUACAACAGGCGGCUGUCAAAGGGCAUGUCACCUGUGCAUCCAGUCCUUGCUUUCCAUCUUCUUUGAGGUAGGGUCUCUAAUUUUCCACUGCAUCUCCCAGCCUGGGUGGCACACAAACUUUCUGGGAUUCUCCUGGCUCCAUCUCUCAUCUUGUAUAGAAGAGCAGGGAUUACAGAGGCUCAGUAUCUUACGCCGCCAUUUUACAUGGGUUCUGUGGAUCCAACUGGGGUCCUCAUGACUCAGUGCAAGUCUUUUGCUCACCAAGACUGUUUUCCAGACCCAAAUUCUAGGAGGGAAUGGCAGACUUUUCCACAAAGACUACUCCAUUUUACCUCAUUGCUAGUAAAUGUGGUGAGGCUUUUGAUCUCCCCACCCCCUUGCCAAACUUAUUAUGUAACACUAAUUACAAGCUAUCUCUGUGGCUGUGGUUUGGUUUCUCUUUGUGGUUUUGAUUUCCAUUUUCCCAAAGGCUAAUGUGGACUCCCAUUGUUAAAAAAAAAACCCCAAGCUAAUCACAUGACCGGCAGGCACUCCUUCUUCACCUCUUCCCCAUUCUACAAAACUAUUCAAUUUACCUCAUUAAUGAUACCUCCAUUGCCAAAACCAUGAGCUUCCCAGUGAGGCAGCAGCUUCUGCCAUCAGUCUGUCUGUUUCUCGUCCCUCUGUGCCUUGUGAGGAAGUAUAUUGAUUUGUUUGUUUGUUUGUUCUUUUUGGUUUCUUUGUUUUCUUUUGUUUCUGUCUAUGAAACUCUGGCUGGCCUGGAACUCACUGUGUAGACCACUCACUGGCUUUGAGCUCAGAGAUCCAGCUGCCUCUACCUUAGCUUCCUAAGUGCUGGGAUUAAAGCCAUGUGCAUGACUGGCAUUUCUUCACUCGGCUGUCAGGAAAAAACAGGAGCCUCAGCAACCUCCCUCAGUCUGCUGUUCAUUUUUUCCUGGUUCUGAAGCUGGGGCACUGCUUACCUGCUACAGUGCUUCCAUUCUGAGCACGCAUGAAGCUGAGUUUGACCCAGCACUGGGAAAAUGAGAAUGUUAGUGCACACCCAUGAUCCUAGCACUUGGAAUCCCUGCCCAUGGAGGCGGUAGGCUCGGGAGUUCAAGGUUCUCUUUGUUCAGUCUAGCCAAGGAAACACAAGCUCCAGAUUCAGGGAGAAACUCGGUCUCAAAGGAAUAGAUGGAGAGUGGCAGAGGACUUCUGAGACACACACAGUACCUCCCUCCCUCCAAAAAAUACUCAUACUCUCACUCAAUAUAAACAAGCAAAUGUUUCGAAACUUUGCUUUGGGUUCCUUUUCAUGUAGCCAUUAGAGAACCAUGUUUUCUCAUCUGUGUCUACACAUGGCCCCACUAAACUCAGCACUGUGGCUCGAAGUGCCCUAAUUACACUCUCCACCCAGAGGCAGAAUUCCUAAAUAUUGUUUAAAUCCCAGACUAGUAUACCAAAUAGCCUGCAAGAUGUUUUCACUUAAUAGUUAGCCCACUUCUUACCCCCAAUUCCAAACUUUCCUCCUUUUAAUCCAUCUCCCUGUCUCAGCAAACACAAAGGCAUCAUCUCAGUUCCCUGGGCCACAGAUUCAAAAGCCAUGUUGAUCAGAGUAACCACUACAGCUUUUCCCUCGAUCACUGAUUCAGUCACAACCCCAUUUACCAUGUAAACUACCAAUUCAAAAGGAAAGAGAUGCAGAUAUGCUCACAUGGGGCACCUAGCCAACACGUUGAUCAAGAUGGGCACACCUUUAUUCCCAGCACUCAGGAGGCAGAGGCAAGAGGACCUCUGUGAGCUCAAGGCCAGCCUGGUCUACAGCACAAGUUCUGGGACAGGCCUCACAGCUAAAAAGAAACCCUGUCUUAAAAAACAAACAAACAAAAAUUUAAAAAGACUACCUAGAAGAGUUAGGCAUGGUGGUAUACACUUAUAAUUGAAGCACUUGUGAAACAGAGAUAAGACCCCAAGAUCCAGGCCAGUCUAGCUUAGACAGGGGGAUCCUGUCUCCAAACAAACAAACAAAAAAGUUAAGACUAUCUAGAUAAUGAGUGUGGUGUCAAACAGAUUCUCCCAGCAUUUGGGAGGCAAAAGAAAGAAAGUCCUGAGUCUCAGGACAGCUUUGGCUAUAAAUUGAGACUCUGUCAAGAAAAAAUGGUAAGUUGAGGAGGGUGUCUUGGCUGGUAAAGUGCUUGUUGCAUAGAGACCUCAGUCCUUGCCCUAUAACCUACACAGAAACUCAGGUGCAGUUGUGCAUGUCAGCAAUUCCAGGUCUGGGGUGGUAGAGAUAGGUGGGGAUACCUGGAGGCCAGGAAGUCUGGUUAUGUGGCUGAGCUCCAUGUUCAGUCAGAAACUCUGCCUCAAAAAUAUUAGCAGGGUUGAGAGUGAUUGAAGAUGUCCAGCAUCAACCUCCGACUUCCCCACACAGGCACACACUACUGUAAGCAUAUACAUGCAGACAAAAAAAAAAAAUGCCAGUCAUGUGCCUCUGUGACUUCUGUUGGCCUGGAGCAAGGACUGCACUAAUUCUAGCUACCUCUAGCAGUCAAGGCAUUCACCAAGACUUACUCCUUUCAAGAACAGAGUGUAGGAAGCUGGUGCUUCAUCUCUGGACAGAGCAGAAUUAGGCCAGGUCCAUUACAGAGAUCGCUGCUGUCCUUUCCUUAAUGUCUUCUUGUCUCAUAGACCCUGCAUUCACAUCUGCCUGCAGAUGCUGUUGAGUUCACCUUCUGGGUAGAAUGGAGCUAUGGUUUACGUGAGAUAUGCUCCCAUGUAUGUGAACAUGUAAUCCCCAGUUGGUGCUGUCUGGGGAGGUUAGGAAUCUUCAGGUGGAACCUUGCUGGAGGAAGUCUAUCUCUAGGGUAAGGCUUUGAGUGGUUCUAGCCUCACUCUACCUUUUAUUUUCUUUUCACUGCCUAUGUGUGGAUGAAACUAUGACCAGCCAGCUUCAUGUUCCUGUCUUCAUGCCUUUCUCUGCCCACUGCUGAACUUUCCCCACCGUAACGGACCUGUCAGUAAGUCUGAAACUAUAAGCUAAAAUAGCCUUCUCCCUUAGGUUGCUUUUGGUCACGGUAUUUUAUCACAGAAAAAGAAACUUAACUCUUACAUUACUCCCCUUUGACCCAGAACUUUGGUUUUUACUUAAUUUCUGCAGCAUCUCAAAGUGCCACCUCCGAGACUUGAAUUUGAAAUACACAGGCUUGUUUGUUUCCCAGUAGAUCUCAACAUCUGGAAAGACUAUGGAGCCUUUUCUAAGGUGUGAGGCCCACCAGAAUCGGUCACUGGUGACAGGCUCUGAAGGUUUAUUAGCCAGGCCUCUGAAUCCUUUAACUCUUCACUUGCUGGCAGGCUACAAACCUGUAGUCACACACUCCUACUGCCUUGUAUGGAGCUCCUCAACCCUGCCAAAACCUAAGAUAUUCAAAACCAUGGACCAAAAUAAAGCAUCCCUUUCUUGUUUCUAUUGGGUACUGUGGUUACAGAAAUAGGGAAGUAACUGAUAUAGUACCUGUGCAGUGUAUGCCCUUCCAUGGCUCAGUGUGGUGAUCCAAAUGAGAAAUGUCCCCCAUUUGUUCACACAUGCUGGUUCCCUUAUUCUCCUGUUGUGCUGUUUGGGGGAGAAAAUGAAAUUAGGGCGUAGAGUCUUGCUGAAUGAUGCAUGUCGCUAUGGAUGGCCUUCCUGAACUUACAGCCUCACCGCUCUUCCAUGUGGCUCCCUUGGCUUCCUCUGUGCAUUUUGAGAUGUGUUCUCUCAGCUGCUUGCUGCCCUAUAUCCCUUGUCCUCAUGGCCUAUCCCUCUGGAACCAUAAGCUAAAAUGAACUCUUGCUUUUGUUCGCACUUUCUCAUAGCAAUAGACAAUUCACUAAUACAUUCAGAAACUGUUAGUGACUUAAGGCAGAGAAAAAUUGAAACCUUGCAAUGGGAAAUACUCUGCACAACCUGACCUGUCUUGCCCUUUCCUUCCUCGCUGAGUUCACAGUGUGUUCAUCCCAUAACACCUUGCUUCAGUCCCUCCUGCAUACCUGCAACUGCUGCACCAGGGCUCUCAAACAUGUACACAGCUCGCACUUUCCAUUCCUUCCUCAAAUGUCAGCUUCCCAGUCAGACUGUCUUCAGAGCCAACUGCCACUGUUCCUCACACAAUAUUCCAAAACUCUCCCUUAUUUUUCCCUCACAAAUAUUAUGUGUUUUAAUUUCUUGUUUACUGUUCAGGACGUAAGCAAUACAGGGGUUUGGGAAAUGACUCACUCAGUGCUUAGCGUGCAAACAGGAGGACCUGAGCACAGAAACCCCACCAACUAGGAAUACUGGCACAUGUAAUCCCAGCUCUGGGGAGGCAGAGCCAACAAUAUGCCUGAGAUGUACUGGCAGGCCUGUCUAGCCUAAUGCACAAGCUCCAAAUCCAGUGAAAGACUUUGUCUCCCAUUAUAAAAGUGGAUAUCAAUUGAGGAAGACACCGGAUACCAAUCACAGUCCUCUACAUGUACCAUGGACCCACACACAUGCACACAGAGCACAUUGAAAAAAAAUGAAUGACAGAAGGAAGGGUUGGUGGGAGUAAGGACACUAGUGAGACAGGGCAAGACUAGGUAAGCUAAGUUUAGAAAAUGAGAAGACUCAACCUUUGCUAUCAUCAUUGGAAAGCAAAAAAGUGCAGGAGAGUGCUUAAUCAGUAAUCAUGUUUAGGGCUAGGAGUAUAUAACUAGUUGGCAUAGAACAAACCUAACAGGCACAAAGCAUGUCAUUCUUCCACCAGCAUUGCAUAAAACUGGGACCAGUUGUGCACACUUAAUCUUACCAGCACUGGGGAAGUGGAUGCAGGAGGAUCAAAAGUUCAAGGUUGGGGCUGGAGAGAUGACUCAGCGGUUAAGAGCACUGACUGCUCUUCCCGAGGACCCGGGUUCAAAUCCCAGUGCCCACAUGGCAGCUCACAACUGUCUGAAAAUCCAGUUCCAGGGGAUCUGACACCUUCACACCAAUGCACAUAAAAUAAAGCUAAAUAAACCAUAAAAAAAUUUUUAAAAAAAGUUCAAGGUUAUGUGAGUUUUAGGUGGCCUGGUAGGAUAGCUCUGCAGUAUAGAGCACUGGCUGCUCUUCCUGAGGACCAGAGUUCAAUUCCCAGCACCCAUACGGCAGCAACUGUCUAAAACUCCUGUUCCAGGGGAUCCUAUACCCUUACAAAGACAUGUAUGCAGGCAAAACAUUAAUGUGCAUAAAAUGCAAAUAAAUAAUUAAUAAAAACUAGCUGUCUGGUAUGCCUACAUGGAACAUGGGGGCAGAGGUGGGAGGAGGGAAGACACAGAAUAGCACAGACUACAUAUGGAACAGGAACUAGUCAGAGAAAGUCAAUUGUGGGCUGGUGCCUGUGCAACGGACAGGAAGUCAUUCAAGAUGGAGGAAGAGCGGAAAAGGUCCAGACAUGGAACAGAACUCUCAAAGUUCAGGGGACCAAAGCUGAAGCCACCCGAGCUGAAAAGUAACAAGGAAGACAUGAGAGGGGAUACAAGCUAUACAAUAAAACAAGUUUCGGAUGGUUGUCACGGGCAUUUACUGAGCUGAUGAGAAGGUAGACAUGAGCAGGGGGCAGCAGCAAGAGAUGAGAGAAAAGGAGGUUAUGAGGAGAAAAGGAAGGAAAAAACACAUUACUGUAAAUAGAAAUCCUGGGGAGGCCGAGAAUCAUCAUGGACACCAUAGGGAGAAAAGAGAACUGCAGGGUAGGAUGAAAGCUCUCUUCCUUGCAUGGGAGACACAAUUAGGAAGACCAACAAGGGCCAGAAUGUGGGGACCUUUGGAAGUUUAACAAGGAAUUAGAUUUGAUUUCACUGACAACAGAAAGCCAUUGAUGAGUUUAGGGCAGAGAAGUAACCCACUGUGACACACUUAACUAGACUGGAAACUAGUAGGGAUCUGAGUCCAUCCUGAGAACCCGGAUGUAAAAAGCCUGCAGUUGUAAUUCUAGGGCUGGUGCGGUGGUGACAUGUUGACCCUUGGGGCCUGCUGGUCAGCUAUCCUGAUCAGGCAAGUCUUAACCAUUGAGAAACCCUGUCACCAAAACACAGUGGUUCGUGCCUGAGGAAUGACACUUGAGGUUGACCUCUGGCCUCCACAUGCACGUACAUGUACACAAAUGUGCCCCACCAUGCUCACACAUAGAAAGAAACCAGCCUUGGCAUGUAGCUGACCUGUCUAGAAUCCAAAGUAAGGGCUGGAGGUGUGGUCCAGUGCUAGAACGACAGGGGCUGGGGGGGGGGGUGACUUAGUGGUAGCACCCUAUCUAAAAUAUUCCAGUGACUGGCUGAGGUAUGGCUCAGUAGUAGAGCUUCAGUCUAGAAUCUUCUAGUAAGGGGUUAAGGGUGUAGCCCAGUGGUUUUUGCACUGAACUGCUAGAAGGCUAUAGGUGCUACUUCUGGAAGGGAGAAAGCCUGGGGGGGGGGAUACCAUAUAGUACUCUAAGGGUAUUUUCUAUAGGUAAAAAUGUCAAGGAAUCUGCUAGAGUACAGAAGGGUCUGAACUGGUGCUCAGAGACCUCAACAAAGAGCCUCCGAAACUGAUAGCCCAAGUCCUGUCACCAUGGGUCUA
Messenger RNA from Alexandromys fortis (reed vole), 11773 nucleotides. RefSeq names its product hyaluronan synthase 1 (gene Has1). Gene Ontology annotation, biological process: hyaluronan biosynthetic process; extracellular matrix assembly. The transcript is spliced from 5 exons. The coding region runs from base 1383 to 3134 and encodes 583 amino acids. Gene Ontology annotation, cellular component: plasma membrane. The record is from RefSeq and is a predicted model, not a curated record. Gene Ontology annotation, molecular function: hyaluronan synthase activity. Lineage: Eukaryota; Metazoa; Chordata; Mammalia; Rodentia; Cricetidae.